CUCUUCCCAAUUCCCAUUUCAAAACAAAAAAGCUUACACCUUUUCAGACCUCCUUUUUGCCUCUUUCUUUAAUUCUUUCAACAAAAAAAAAUAAAAUACAGAAACUCUCCAUUAACCUUUUUCCCUAUAAGUUAAAGCAAAUUGAAGUAAACCACAGAAGAGAGUAGAAGAAACUUCAAUCUCUUCUUCUCUAUAACUUUUUCAAAACUCUAUAGUGAAGAAGUUGCACACUAAAAAAGAUGAGGGAGGUAUGGACAACGUUGGCAUCAAUGAUGGGUGUAUGGGCAUUCAGUCAAAGCCUCCUUCAAGUAGUUUUCCCACCGGAAAUUCGUUUCGCCAUGCUCAAAAUCAUACAUCGCAUCUGUAACUGGUUCUCCGCUUAUUGUUACUAUGAUAUCACGGAGAUCGAUGGAGUUAACACCAACGAGCUUUACAACGCUGUUCAGCUUUACCUGAGUAGUUACGCUUCUGUUACGGGAAAUCGUUUGAGUUUAACCCGUGGAUUGAAUUCUAGCAGCAUAACUUUUGGGUUGUCGAAUAACGAUUCUCUCAUAGAUGCAUUUAAUGGCGUUAAAGUUCAUUGGGAACAUGUUGUUACUCCGAGAAAUUCACAGACAUUUUCAUGGCGGCCAUUACCGGAGGAGAAAAGGGGUUUUCUACUCCGGGCUAAGAAGAAAGAUAAAUCAGUUGUGUUGGGUGCUUAUCUGGAUUUUGUUAUGGAAAAAGCAAAUGAAAUCAGGAGGAAGAAUCAGGAUCGAUUGCUGUAUACAAAUUCACGUGGAGGUUCACUUGAUUCGAGAGGACAUCCUUGGGAGUCGGUACCGUUUAAGCAUCCGAGUACUUUUGAGACACUUGCUAUGGAUCCUCAGAAAAAGGCUGAAAUUAUGGCAGAUCUUUUGGAUUUUGCGAAUGGGGAAUCUUUUUAUCAGAGAACUGGUAGGGCUUGGAAAAGGGGUUAUCUUCUUUAUGGACCACCAGGUACAGGCAAGUCAAGUAUGAUUGCUGCAAUGGCUAAUUUUCUUGGUUAUGAUAUUUAUGAUCUUGAAUUAACAGAAGUGCAUACAAAUUCUGAGUUGAGGAAGUUAUUGAUGAAAACAAGUUCUAAAUCGAUUAUAGUUAUUGAAGAUAUUGAUUGUUCAAUCAAUUUGACUAAUCGAAAAAGUAAUAAUAAUACUUGUAGUAAUAGUAGCAGGGAUAAUAACAUGAGUUGCAGCAACUACAAUGUUUCACUUCCAGGAAGUGGGGUUGGUUGUGGUGGUGGUGGUGGUGGUUCGAAUAGUGAAGAUGGUGGUGGAAAUACUAUAACUCUAUCCGGUUUGUUAAAUUUUACUGAUGGUUUAUGGUCGUGUUGUGGUAGUGAGAGGAUAUUCGUUUUCACAACGAAUCACAUUGAGAAGCUUGAUCCAGCGUUGUUAAGGUCUGGACGAAUGGACAUGCACAUCCACAUGAGCUAUUCGUCAUUCGCUGCACUCAAGAUUCUGUUGAAGAAUUACUUGGGAUACAACGAAGACGAUGUAGAGAAGCAACUAUUAGAUCAAUUGGAGCAAAUGAUUGAGCGAGCUGAAAUGACACCGGCGGAUAUAAGUGAAGUGUUGAUCAAGAACAGGAGGAAUAAAGACAAAGCAGUUUGGGAAUUGCUUGAAGCAUUGAAGAAAAGGGCUGAGAGGAAUGCUAAUAACAACAAUAAUGGAAUUAAAUCAAGGGAAAACAACACUGUGGAAGAUGAGGAGCAAGAGAAAAGGGCAUUAUUAGUAGAGAGUCCUAAUAAAGAAGGUGGUGAUGAAUUGCAAGAAAAAUGUGACAAGGAAAAAGGAGGUCAUGAUGUCAAUGAUGAUGAAAAGGUACUUUAGUAAUAAUAAUAAUACUAUAAGGUUAAAAAAAAUAUGAAAAUUUUGAUUCUUUAAAUCUUUGUGGAGAGGGAAAAGAUCAAAGAGACAAGGAAAUUUGCUGUUUGAAGAGUACAUAAUUUACAAUUCAUGACAUGGAAAUUUUUGUCAAAGAAGGUAGGGACUUGAGGGUUGGGAAAUGAAAUGACUGUAAGACAAUGGCAUUGUUACUAUUUUUCUAUCUUACUACUGCUUUUGAUAUUUUGGAACUUGCAAAAAUAAAUGGGAACCAAAACUAAGUAUGAUUUGUUGAUUUACAUGUGGGGUGUUUAGUUAUGUUAGUUCAUCUUUGUCCCUCUGGAAAUGGUUAUAUAGCAUUAUGAGUUUUCCUA
Messenger RNA from Solanum dulcamara, 2218 nucleotides. Its product is annotated as AAA-ATPase At5g57480. The coding region runs from base 240 to 1850 and encodes 536 amino acids. Gene Ontology annotation, molecular function: ATP hydrolysis activity; ATP binding. NCBI's taxonomy places the organism in Eukaryota, Viridiplantae, Streptophyta, Magnoliopsida, Solanales, Solanaceae. The record is from RefSeq and is a predicted model, not a curated record. The transcript has a single exon.